Cheilinus undulatus (humphead wrasse) is the source of this 3975-nucleotide messenger RNA. It is a transcript of the gene snta1, whose product is annotated as syntrophin, alpha 1. Gene Ontology annotation, cellular component: intracellular anatomical structure; neuromuscular junction; dystrophin-associated glycoprotein complex. The record is from RefSeq and is a predicted model, not a curated record. Lineage: Eukaryota; Metazoa; Chordata; Actinopteri; Labriformes; Labridae. The transcript is spliced from 8 exons. The coding region runs from base 107 to 1570 and encodes 487 amino acids. Gene Ontology annotation, molecular function: structural molecule activity; protein binding.
GUAUGUGUAUGUGUGACUGUGAGUGCCCCCUACCCCAUCCCUCCACCCCCCUAUCUCUUUACAGGACUGCCAGCCCGUCUAGAGUUAUUCCAGGAAUGCGUUGAACAUGGCUGCCGCGAUGAAGGCACAGAAAACGGGACUGCUGGAACUUCGAGUGACCGUGGACCGUUGGAUUCGGGUGUUGGCCACACUUACCGAGGACACGCUCACGGUAAACCCCGGGGAAGGUGCCGAGGAGCCCGCGAAGCCCAACCCGACUCCCACCGGUGCUAUCAACGGAGACCCCCCGAACCUCAGCUCUUCCCCGGUCCCGGAAACCAUCACCAACGUUAAGCGCACCGUGCGAGUUACCAAGCAAGAUGUUGGAGGACUUGGAAUCAGUAUCAAAGGUGGGAAGGAGAACAAGAUGCCAAUUCUCAUUUCCAAGAUAUUUAAGGGCCUGGCUGCCGACCAGACAGAGGCGCUUUAUGUUGGAGACGCCAUAUUGUCUGUCAACGGUUAUGACUUACGGGAGGCCACACAUGAUGAAGCUGUCCAAGCGCUUAAGAAAACUGGCAAAGAAGUCAUCCUUGAAGUGAAAUACAUCAAGGAGAUGUCAGCCUUCUUUAAAAGCUCAGGGUCCCCAGGCGCCACCCUCCCCUGGGAGUCUCCCCCAUCCACACCCCAGAGGGGCACUGAGCUCUCGCCCGCGGAUAUGAAGGAGCCCCGCAGCAUCCAGCUAAAGAUGUGCCAAGUGUCACGAAAACAGUGCCCCCCAGAUACAGAAAACAGGUAUUUCGAGGUGAUUUCAUCCAACAGAAAGAACUCUGUGUUCCUGCGGGCAAAAGACCCAGCCAUGGCCCAGUCCUGGUACAAUGCCAUCCAGAUGGGUGCUGCCAACCUUUUACCACGAGUGAAGGAGGAGUUGAAGAGCAUGCAGCCGGGCAUUGAGGUCAAACAUUUGGGCUGGAUUACAGAGCAGGUCACCCAGGGUCCAGAAAGACCAGUGCUGGCUGUGUUGACUGACAAAGACCUGCUCCUGUAUCAGACACUGCCUGAAAGCAAAGAGAGCCUCAGCAGCCCUGCCAAGAGUCACCCGCUUAUUGCUACCAGACUGGUCCACUCCGGCCCAGGGAAAAGUUCUCCUCUCCUGGACUCCGACCUCUCAUUCGGACUGAGAUCUGGCACCAAGCAAGGUGUGGAGACUCAUGUGUUUAGGGUGGAUUCUGCCAAGGAGCUGUCCACCUGGACUCAUCUGCUGGUGGAGGGCUGCCAUAAUGCUGCUGAGCUCAUCAAGGAGGUCACCACGGCUUGCAGUUGGAACGGGAAGGAGUGCACCCUGGGUGUGCACAUCGAUGAUGGCUUCACACUCUUCACAGAGGAGAUGGGUGUAAGGAAAAGCGUUCUGCUCCAGCAGCCCUUCGAGCGUCUAAGAAUGUCCUCAGACGAUGGGGUCCGCAUGAUGUUCCUGGACUUUGGAGGCCCUGAGGCUGAGAUUCAACUGGACCUUCACUGUUGCCCCAAGACCAUCGUCUUCAUCAUCCACUCUUUCCUGUCUGCUAAAGUCAAGAGACUUGGCCUCCUGGUGUGAUAACGGCCGACCAUCCAGAGUGUAAACAAUAGGAAUAUUCAAUAAAACACAAAGACCAGAGGACUGAACCAUCACAGGACGUGACCCAUGAACAGGCACCGACUAACCCUUCUUUUCUCUAAAGUUAUCGUCUCUGAUCAGACCACUCCUGGUGUUUUUAGGGAAAUGAAGAGAAAACUUUAAUGAUGUUGGAACUUCAGUGGGUAAAAAGGGUUUUAAAAAAAGUUUGUACCGAUGGCUUGAGCCAGCAGCCGUUUAAGGGAUCUGAAAUCUGUGAAAUGUGUAUCAGUAGGUCAUGACACUUAAUGACGGUGAACUGUGUGAAUAUGUCAGCCUGCAUCUUCAUGUUUCUAAGCUUCUAAGUCCCAAUCAUUUCAUGUUUUUUGGCCUAUUGUUCAGUUUUUGUUUAGUUUCAUGAGUCACAGCAGGCCUUUGUCACGAGCAUCCUUUCAUGUUUCAAUCUUUGACAGCAGUUAUGUCACAAACGUCCUGAUUGAUGUUGGACAAACAUGUCUUUGAUGAAGGCAGCUUCAGUGGAGUGACAGAAUGACGGGCCUGAACAAUGAACAGCAUACAACUAAACAAAAUUCUUUUUAUGAAAAAGCUUGACUACCAACUACCAAAUGUUAUUUUCUAGCUCAAAACUUAUUUUAUUUUCAUUUCAGUGUCUGUCCCUUACUAUUUAAGGCUUGCUCAUAUUAAUGCUUAACAAAGAAAAUGAAUUGUAGUAUAAGGCCCCCUUUUUAAAAAAAAUAAAUAAAUAAAAAAGCUCCUGUGAGGAAUUUUUGGUUUGUUUCAAAUUUGGUUGCCCGGGCGGAUACAGCAGUACCUUUUAUCUCUUAGCUGAUUCAUCCUGCACAAGUGCAAGUGGUAGUUUUAUUAUUUAUUAUAGAUUUAUUUUGGAGAUUGUUUGCCUUUAUUUGAGAGAUAGGGCAGUAGAUAGUGCUGGAAACAGGUAUGAGAGAGUGGGGAAUGAUGUGCCGUGAAAAAGCCACAGGUUGGACUUGAACCUGGGCCACAUGCGUACAUGGGGCGUGACCUAACCACUAAGCCAUCUGCACCCUACAAGUGGUGUUUUUAAACAAAAAUCCCCCUACUUUCUUUAACAGUCAAAUGUAUCACAUAUUGACAACCCUAACAGCAAAGAUGCUUCAACCGUAUCUGAUGCCUUUCCCUCAGCAUUCAAAAUAAUCUGAUGGAAAUAGUCAUUAGUGGGGUUUCAGUCCAGCAGUUUUAUUGUGACUUUACUAUUUGGGCACAUAAAAACUGACAAGAAACUCUGCGAAUUAAAAGAAAGAACUCAAAAUAUUGCAAAAACAAUGUUAUGCUUUGUCAAGUUGACUUGUCAGUAAAAGGCAAAUGUGACAUUUUGUAGUGGAAUCAAAUUUAGUGAGUAAACAAGGACAUUUCUGGAUGGAAACAUUUAAGUGUACUUAAAAAAGAUGUUCAAAACUCUAUUCCUGCAGAGAAGAAUCCUCCUCUGUUUAUCUCUUCACUAGCUUUUACAAUAUAGGCUAAAAUCUACUAUAAUGUAGCAUUGGGGCCUCAUCCUCUGCAGUGUUUUGUCAUCUUUUGUGUGAGUGGAACCUCCUACUGCUCAACCUGUUGACUCAAUUCUUGCAUGACAACAGAGGAUGAAAUCAUGCAUACACAUGCAUUUUUCUUUUGUCAGUUCUGUUAAAAUUUGCCACAUAUUUAGUGGUUUAGUUUCUAAUGCUGAUAGUCCACUUUGCUUUUUUAGGACAUAAAUAGGUAUCAGUAAUAAUUUCACUGUUUCAUAGCCAGCUAAAAAUCCUCACAGGAGCUUUUAAACGUGUUGUAGCAUAGCCAAUUAGAAAAUGCAUAUUUAUUGAAACUAAGAAAGAACACCCAUUAAAAUCUGGAUUAAAUUAGUCAGAGUGCAGAUGUAGAUGAACCUCAGCCCACGUUGUUUUUGAAUCAUAUUGACAAAGACUGUUUCAUAAUCAUGCUUUAACAGUUUGCUUAAUGAGUGCCAGUUUAAAUGAGCUACUUCCCCUGUGUGGACAAAAUACAAAAACAUACAAAGCUAAUCCAACAAAUAAGAGUUUAUGUUAACUUCUCAUGAUUCAGUCACUUCAUAAGACACACAGCCUUCAUCAAACACCAGUUUUAAAUGUAAUUCUUUUAGUUUACCAUGUAACAAUGUUGAGUUGUUUACAUCAUUAAGUGAUUCUUUCUUUUUGUGUUGUUUGACUGAACCUCUGUAACUUGGGGCCUUCUCUCCGUGUCCACCACUAAACAGACUUGUAUUAAUAUAUAUUUCAACACUAAACCAUGUUUGCUUUGGAAAUCAAAACAAAUGUAUUGUAUAUUCUUAUUUAAACAAAGGUGUGCCUUGCAGGGUUGUUUGUAUAUAAACAUGUAAUAAACUUUGUUAACUUUUA